CUGAGCAAUCAAUCAAUGACCUGCUCGUGACGCUGGUGAAAACUGGAUGCAGGUAGCCAAUCAAAGCGAAGGGGGCGUGGUUUGCCGAGAACGGGUUGGUUAAAGCAAAGCUUUGUAGUCACGUGUUUGCAGUGUUAUUCUCCUACAGUACAGAUGUGGGCGCUGUCUGUAUGAGUGUGGAUCUCCAGCUGCAGUAGUGUAGAGAUCCGCUGUGGGUGUACAGUGGUGCUGAAGGAGGAGAGGAAGAGGAGCUGCUGGGAUGAAGAAUUAAUAGAAGUUCUGAUGCAAGUCUUUAGACCACAUGGCACCUAGGAGAAGCUCCAAUACUCAAAAAUCAUCUUCUGGUAUUUCCCAAAAGAACAGACCGUACAGAAAUAUACAGAAAAAUACAGUCAAAGAGAAAACUCACCACUGCACAGAGUGUGGGAAGAGUUUUACUCUACCAAGUACUCUUAAAAAACACCAGAGCAUUCACACUGGAGAGAGGCCGUAUCAGUGCUCAAAGUGUCCGAAAAGUUUUGUUCAACUGAAUUAUUUGCGUAUUCACGAGCGCAUUCACACUGGAGAGAGGCCGUAUCAGUGCUCAGUGUGUGGAAAGAGCUUCACUCAGCAGAGUCACCUCAGUGGACACCAGAGCGUUCACACUGGAGACCGUCCCUACACCUGUUCGGAGUGUGGAAAGAGUUUUAGGGAAAGUAGUAAUCUCAAACGACAUGAGCGCAUUCACACUGGAGAGAAACCCUACGCCUGUUCAGAGUGCGGGAAGAGCUUUCGCAUUGGACAGACUCUCAUAAAGCACCAGAGCAUUCACACUGGAGAGAAACCCUUUCAGUGUUCAGACUGUGGGAGGAGUUUCCGUAUUAGAGAGACUCUCAGAAAACACCAGCGCAUUCACACUGGAGUGAAACCGUAUCAGUGCUCAGAGUGCGGGAAGAGCUUCAGUAUAAAGGAUUAUCUUCAGCAGCACCGGCGCAUUCACACCGGGGAGAAACCGCAUCACUGCUCAGAGUGUGGACAGAGCUUUACUCUCAGGAGUCAACUUCAAAGACACCAGCGCGUUCACACCGGAGAGAAACCGUAUUACUGCUCAGACUGUGGGCGGAGCUUUAGGUUUUUGGUUUGUUUAAAUCGUCACAAGUGUACUAAUCAGGAUGAGAAACUAAUGGAGUCCAGCAGCAGAAGCUCUGGUGCUCAGGAAAUUUCCAAGAAGACCAAAAAGAAAAGUCACAAUGGUGCAGACUGUGGGAAGAGUUUCACUCAGCAGAGUAAUCUAGAAGACCACCAGCAAGCUCACAACACUGAUUUCAAAGACCACCAGAGCGUUCACACGCAGGAGAAACCGUUUCAGUGCUCGGUGUGUGGGAAACGGUUUUCUCGGCGGAAUUAUCUACAAAUUCACGAGCGCAUUCACACUGGAGAGAAACCGUAUCAGUGCUCAGUGUGUGGAAAGGGUUUUAUUCGGCAGAGUUACUUACAGACGCACCAGCUCAUCCACUCGGGACAGCUUCCCUUUCGAUGCUCGGUCUGCGGAAAGACGUGUAGCGAAAAGAGCAAUCUCAAAAAACACGAACGCGUUCACUUUGCUGAGAAACCGUAUCGCUGUUCAGACUGUGGGCGGUGUUUUCGGAUUCGGGAUACUCUCAGAAAACACCAGCUCCUUCACACCGACGUGAAACCGUUCCAAUGUUCCGAGUGUGGAAAGAGUUUCCACCAGCGCAGUACCCUCAAAACUCACCAGAACAUUCACGCCGAAGAGAAACCGUAUCAGUGCUCCGAGUGUGGAAAGAGAUUCACUUCUUCUCCCAAUCCUGAUGUCUUUUACCAAAUCUACCUAAACAAACUAAUCAACAAAUUUCUAAAAACAGUAAUUAAAACACAACCUUCAGAAAUGGAACUGGAAACCAUGGCGAGCUCCAGUAUUCAGGAACCUUCCUCCAGUUCUUUUGGCACUUUCUUCCAAACUCAAUACAAUUCAGAAACGGAGAGAACUCACCCCUGCCUGGAAUGUGGGAAAACUUUUACUGUACUGAGUUUCCUCCAGGAACACCAUUGUGUUCACACUGCAAUUAAACCAUAUCAGUGUUCAGACUGUGGGCAGAGCUUUAGACAGAAAAAUGAUCUGCAGAAUCAUCAGCGUGUUCACACUGGAGAGAAACCGUAUCACUGCUCGGAGUGUAAUAAGAGUUUUCGUGAUAAAUCCACUUUCAAAUCGCAUCAGCGCGUUCACACUGGCGAGAAACCGUAUCACUGCUUAGAGUGCGGGAAGAGCUUCAGGAACAGCGAUUAUCUCCAGAACCAUCGGCGCGUUCACACCGGAGAGAAACCGUUUCUCUGUUUGUACUGUGGAGGACGUUUCCGCGACAGAUCCACUUUCAGAACACAUCAGCGUAUUCACACAGGCGAGAAACCGUAUCACUGCUCGCACUGUGAGAAAAGCUUUUACGACCGAUCCAUUUACAGAAAACACCAGCACGUUCACAACGGAGAGAAACCGUACCAGUGCUUAGAGUGCGGGAAGAGCUUUAACCGACCCAGAACCUUCAGACUGCACCAGCGCAUUCACACUGGAGAGAAAACCCACAUUUGUUCAGACUGCGGGAAGAGUUUCGCUCUGAAGAGCACCCUCAAAGCUCACCAGCGCGUUCACACUGGAGAGAAACCAUAUCACUGCACCGUGUGCGGGAAGAGCUUCGGAAAACACGAUCAUUUCAAAAUACACCAGAGAAUUCACACUGGAGAGAGGCCGUAUCCCUGCGCAGAGUGCGGGAAGAGGUUUAUGAAACGGUGUCAUCUCCAAAGACACGAGAGAAUUCAUACCGGUAGAAGCCUUAUUACUGCUCAGAGUGUGGGCGGGGCUUCUCCUACUCCUCCACUGUUCUACAAUCCUUUAAAUCUACCUUUGUGAUCAUGAGAUCGUCGGUUCAAAUCCUUUUUAUGUAGCUUGCCAUCAGCUGCCGGAGCCCUGAGAGAGCACAAUUGGGAGAGAGCACCUUACUCACUCUGGGUGGGUACAGUAGAUGGCGCUCUUUCCCCUCAUCAUUUCUAGGGUGAUGACAAUCAGCACAAGGCUGCGUCUGUGAGCUGAUGUAUCAGAACCGAGUUGCUGUGCUUUGCUCUGAGUGUUAGCGCUGUGAUGCUACAGCAUCAGCAGUAGUUCAAAAAGAGGCGGAGUCUGACUUUACAUGUGAUGAAGGAGGCAUGUGCUAGUCUUCACCCUCCUUGUGUUGGGGCAUCACUAGUGAUAGGGUAAGUCCUAUGAGUGGGAUGAGUAAUUGGGAGUUUAUGAAUCUACCUUCAUAAACUCACCUAGAGAUUUUCACCAACCAGGUUUUCUUUUGCCGACAGAGAUAAAAUAUAUUUACAAUUACUGUAAACCACAAAAACUAAGGCCCAUCCCACUUAAAUUUUGUCCAAUUAACCCUUGUUUAAAACUAAGAUAUAAGAGCAAGUGGUGAAAUACCUCCCUACAAAUUGGGACAACAUCCUGCCGGUCUGAUGUAAUAGCAGUGCAGUGCAGUGCUUCAGCAACCUAGCUGCUGCUGCUGAUUUACUAGUUUAUUUUAGGAGAUUAUAUGUCUUCAGAAAGGACAUCAUUCCUUUAAAACACUGCAGUCAGCUCACUUACUGUGUGUGUGUAUACUAGUACACACACUGGACUGAUAUCUGUUGUUGUUUGUUGACUACUGAUUUGUAAUAACUGGUUUAUAGUGGGAGAAAAUGGUGUAAUUUCAGUUUUUGAUAGUGUGUGUAUGUGUGCGUGUGAGUUUGCAUUAGCACUUGCCUCCACACAGUGCUGGUUUAAGUUCUCCUGCUGAUAUAACAGAGCUUUUGGGUGAUUGUUUUUUGUAGUUUCAGAUAUUUUCUGAUGUUUUCAUAAUCCACUGUAAAAUAGUUCCACACUGUAAACUCUCUAACUAAAAUGUAUUUAGAAAUAAAUAGGCAUAUUCUGACAUAACAGUUGACUACAAAUGGACAAAAUAAACAAGUUAAACCAUCAU
Messenger RNA from Astyanax mexicanus (Mexican tetra), 3998 nucleotides. RefSeq names its product zinc finger protein 850. Bases 302 to 2905 code for a protein of 867 amino acids. Lineage: Eukaryota; Metazoa; Chordata; Actinopteri; Characiformes; Acestrorhamphidae. The record is from RefSeq and is a predicted model, not a curated record. Gene Ontology annotation, biological process: regulation of transcription by RNA polymerase II. Gene Ontology annotation, molecular function: RNA polymerase II cis-regulatory region sequence-specific DNA binding; DNA-binding transcription factor activity. The transcript has 4 exons.